Messenger RNA from Myodes glareolus (Bank vole), 951 nucleotides. RefSeq names its product olfactory receptor 5H2-like. Gene Ontology annotation, molecular function: olfactory receptor activity; G protein-coupled receptor activity. Gene Ontology annotation, cellular component: membrane. NCBI's taxonomy places the organism in Eukaryota, Metazoa, Chordata, Mammalia, Rodentia, Cricetidae. The record is from RefSeq and is a predicted model, not a curated record. Gene Ontology annotation, biological process: G protein-coupled receptor signaling pathway.
CAGGAGACAUCCCUGAAGAACAUGAAAGAGGAGAAUAUAACACUGCUGACAGAAUUCAUCCUAGAAGGACUCACACAUCAACCACAGUGGAAAGUCCCCCUUUUCCUGACAUUUUUGGUGAUCUACCUUAUCACCAUUGUGGGGAACUUCAGCCUGAUCACUCUCAUCUGGUGUGAUCCUCACCUUCACAUCCCCAUGUACCUUUUCCUCAGCAACUUAGCCUUUGUGGAUAGCUGGUUAUCAUCUACAGUGACACCUAAAUUACUGAUCACGUUGUCAUUCAAGAUCACAAAGAUUUCUCUCUCUGAAUGCCUGUUACAGUUUUUUUCCUUUGCCUUCAGUGCAAGUGUAGAGUGCUUCCUCUUGACUUCAAUGGCUUAUGACCGCUAUGUAGCUAUAUGCAAACCUUUACUUUAUCCAGUGAUUAUGACCAAUAGACUAUGUUUCCAGCUAGUAAUUUUGUCAUUUGUAGGUGGUUUUCUUCAUGCCUUCAUUCAUGAAGUAUUUUUACUCAGAUUAACUUUCUGUAAUUCUAAUGUAAUACAUCAUUUUUAUUGUGAUGUUAUGCCUUUUUUAAAGAUUUCCUGUUCUGAUCCUUCCAUUAGCUUUAUGUUGGUGUUUGCUUUAGCUGGUACCGUUCAGGUAUCCACCAUGGUGACUGUUCUAGUCUCUUAUACGUGUAUUCUCUUUACAAUCUUACAGAAUAAGUCUUUCAAGGGCAUAAAGAAAGCCUUCUCAACCUGUGGAGCCCACCUCCUGUCUGUGUCUUUGUAUUACGGCCCCCUUCUCUUCAUGUAUGUGCGUCCUGCCUCUAGACAAGCAGAUGACGAGAAUAUGAUUGACUCCCUAUUUUACACAGUCAUAAUUCCUGUGCUAAACCCAAUUAUCUACAGUCUAAGAAAUAAGCAAGUCAUAGAUUCUGUUAGAAAAAAAUUAAAGAGAAAUGUUUAG